Messenger RNA from Talpa occidentalis (Iberian mole), 1152 nucleotides. It is a transcript of the gene AQP6, whose product is annotated as aquaporin 6. NCBI's taxonomy places the organism in Eukaryota, Metazoa, Chordata, Mammalia, Eulipotyphla, Talpidae. Bases 1 to 1152 code for a protein of 383 amino acids. Gene Ontology annotation, cellular component: apical plasma membrane; plasma membrane. Gene Ontology annotation, molecular function: nitrate transmembrane transporter activity; water channel activity. Gene Ontology annotation, biological process: transmembrane transport. The transcript has 5 exons. The record is from RefSeq and is a predicted model, not a curated record.
AUGGGGGUCCGAGCACCCUGGAAUCAGAUGCCACGCCACUCCUGUGCCUGCAGCCCUCAGCCUGGGCCUCUGCCCACGGCAGUAAGGUUGCCUGGCUUGGAAACCUUCUGGCGGGUUCCAGAUCAGCGCCCAGACUGCCUCCCCACCCUGUCCCCACCCCUUCUUCCCGUCAGUUGGCACUCGGCGCUGGGGCACAGUGUGGUGGGGGAGCUGCGGGUGGGCAGCCUCAGUAGGCCAGACACGGGACCAGAGAAGUCAGCGAUCCGGAGCAAGAGAAACAGAGAGAGGCCCGGAGUCUUGGACACAAUGGAGCCGGGCCGGUGCUGCUGGGCCUGGCGGCUGGCGUGCCGGCUCUGGUCCACCGUCAGCAAGGCGCUGUUCGCCGAGUUCCUGGCCACGGGGCUGUACGUGUUCUUCGGCGUGGGCUCCGCCAUGCGCUGGCCCGCGGCGCUGCCCUCUGUGCUGCAGAUCGCCAUCACCUUCAACCUGGCCACAGCCAUGGCCGUGCAGGUCACCUGGAAGGCCAGCGGGGCCCACGUCAACCCCGCCGUGACGCUGGCCUUCCUCGUGGGCUCCCAGAUCUCCCUGCCCCGGGCGGUGGCCUAUGUAGCUGCCCAGCUGGCGGGGGCCACUGCGGGAGCUGCUCUGCUUUAUGGGCUCACACCAGGCGACAUCCGAGAGACCCUUGGCAUCAACGUGGUGCGGAGCAGCGUCUCGACCAGCCAGGCAGUGGCGGUGGAGCUGGUUCUCACCCUGCAGCUGGUGCUCUGUGUCCUUGCUUCCACUGACAGCCGCCAGGCAUCAGGCUCCCCAGCCGCCAUGAUUGGGAUCUCUGUGGCCCUGGGCCACCUCAUCGGGAUCUACUUCACCGGCUGCUCCAUGAACCCAGCACGCUCCUUCGGCCCUGCUGUCAUCGUCGGGAAGUUCGCAGUGCACUGGAUCUUCUGGGUGGGACCUCUGGCAGGGGCCCUCCUGGGCUCGCUGAUCUACAACUUUAUCCUGUUCCCUGACGCCAAGACCCUGGCCCAGCGACUGGCCAUCUUCACGGGCACUGCCGCGGUGGAGGACGUGGGAGGGGCGCAGCCCCAGAAGAGAGACUCCCAGUCCCUCUCGGGAGACGUGGAAAUGGAGAGCGUGUGUCAGUCAGCGUAG